This is a messenger RNA of Aspergillus tanneri, 1566 nucleotides long. RefSeq names its product copper fist DNA-binding domain-containing protein. Gene Ontology annotation, biological process: intracellular iron ion homeostasis; positive regulation of transcription by RNA polymerase II; intracellular copper ion homeostasis. Gene Ontology annotation, molecular function: RNA polymerase II cis-regulatory region sequence-specific DNA binding; DNA-binding transcription factor activity, RNA polymerase II-specific; copper ion binding. The record is from RefSeq and is a predicted model, not a curated record. The transcript has 3 exons. Bases 1 to 1566 code for a protein of 521 amino acids. Lineage: Eukaryota; Fungi; Ascomycota; Eurotiomycetes; Eurotiales; Aspergillaceae. Gene Ontology annotation, cellular component: nucleus.
AUGCUCAUCGAUGGCGAGAAGUGGGCUUGUGAAGCUUGCGUCCGGGGUCACCGUGUCAGCAGCUGUCACCAUAGUGACCGCCCCCUGACCCACAUCAAUAAAAAAGGCCGCCCAGUCUCUCAAUGCACUCACUGCCGCGGCCUACGCAAGUCACGGACAACCCACACCAAGUGCGAGUGUGGUGACAAGAAAAAGAAUAGCCACAAGCAUGAUUCGGAUCCCCACGCCGUUGACAAGCGGGAUCUAAAGCAGGACUCCCGUCCAAGAUGCGCCUGCACUCAUGGAUUGCGUUGCACCUGUGCGCUGAAAAAGGAACCCCACCUAGAUCCUGUCCCGGAGACGGGCCUCCCUCCGCCGGCACAUGCCAUGUUGUCGGAGCCCCCGAAGAAGCCUCAAUUGACCUCAACCAAGUCCGAUACCUCGCUGACCAUCUUCCGCGAUGGCCACCACAAGCCGGCCCACAAGCACAAUGACAUGGCCCACAAGUGCGGACUUCCCUACACGAUACCCCGGUCCCACACCAUCCACUCCACGUGCGACGUGGCCCGGCGGUCAAUCGACCAUCUGCCUUUGACCCAAGCGACCCUGAUGAACGAGGCUUUUCCCAAUCUCCCAGACCAGAUGCCCUCCCUUGGUCCCCAGCGCCGCGUCAAAUCCGAACAUGGCUCCCCCGAGAGUGCCCCGGUUCUAGCCACGGACGAUGUCCCGACGUCCGUGCCCCCGCUUGAUCUCUCGUCCUUUUUCCCCCAGGCUCAACCCUUGGAUGAGUCCGUGGAUCGUGUCGCGCCAGAACCGGUUUCGGUGCAACCGCUGAAUCAACUCGUGACCAGUAUGCCGCCACUCGACGUCUCGUCAUACGCCACCUUCUCGACGACGGCUACCUCCCCGGUGAACUGCAUGGCCUUCCAGGAUCCCUACAAGGAUUCCUACUUCACGUCCCCGGAUACUGAGCUGCCGCUGAGCUCCACGGGAUUCAGCGCCCCCCCAGUGGAUUGGUCGAGUUUUCCGCUGUACUCCUCGGACGUUCCGGCCGCCACCAGCACCCAGGCUCCGUCCUACGCCAGCUUCGAUUACAACUCGAUGGGCCCGGGGCUGCCCGCUCCUUCGUCUUCGGGUGAUAUCUCGGAGGUGGAGGAUUUCGGGUUCUCGGGCCUCGGGAACGCGGGCGGUGAUCUGCACGACCUCAAUAGCGGAAGCGAGGGGUCGGAUAUGGAGAAUUUGCGCAUCAGCUCCGCGUCAUCCUUCAUCGGACUGCCACAGGCGCAGCUCCUGUCAUCGAAUCACCUGGAAUCGAUCGACAUCGACGACUUCCUCAAGUCCGCCAACGAGUCCACUGCAGCGCUAGAGCACCAGCUCCAGGCUAACAUGGGCAUGGAGUCCAAGCCGCUUCCGUCGCAGGACGGUUAUGCCAUGUCGGAGGCGCAGGGGUUCAAGGCGAUGACGGCGGCCAGCUCGAACCUACCCAUGACGACGUCUGCAGGGGAGUCCCUGUGGCCGGCAGCGUUGUUCGAUCCGGGGGCGACGACGAUGGAUGACAGUUACUUUCCGCCACCAUGGGGACAAUGA